GAGCUACUUCACAAGUGCUCCAAGGUUCUUCAGUGGACUAGCUACAAAAGGUAUUAAUAUGCAAACAAACUUCUUGGAUUGGAUGAAUCACUUCAAGGAUUGUUAAAUAUAUUGAGAGUGCAAUUAGCAAGGGAUGUGAUAGAGAGCUUGGUUUCCGUAAGUAAUAUAGAGAAGGUGAUCGAUCAAAUUGAAGGGAGUGGUACGGUACAAUUACAAAAUGAUCCAUGUGAAGUACUUGAACCCCCAUAGCCUGAAGUUGGAUUGAGUGUGCAUGGAACAAGGGAUGUAAAGGAGACAUUGGAUUCGGCAGCAAUAAUAGAGGUUGGGAUGAAGUGAAUCGAAGGUAGCGGAGAUGUACAAGGUCAAAUUGACAUUGGAAUAGGUGAGCCUACAUUGAAGCUCCGGAUGCUGAAAAUAAGGUUACUGAAUAUGUACCUUCAACGGAUAGCCAAUAGAAGCUCUUAUGUUUCAAAAGAUGUUGGGAAGUUUCCUCUUGGCAAUCCUGUCGAGUCUAUGCAGACACAUAAGCAGCAGAAGUUGGAACUGAAGGUGAGUGAUGGUGACAAACAAAUGAAGAAAGUUAUGAAAGCUGUCCAUGCCAUAAAUGGGGUUAGUUCGACCGGUUGGGAUGCAAAGAACCAAAAGCUAACAGUGGUAGGACAGUUGGAUCCAGUGCUAAUAGUGACUAAGUUGAGGAAGAUGGCUUCUAAAACAGAGCUGAUAUCAGUUGGCCUAGCCAAGGAAGAGAUAUAAGAAAUAGAGAAAUCUUACAAUGGAAGACAACAAAGAAGAAAAUAAAGAGAAAAAUUUUACUAUGAAAGAGAGCAGGUGAUGAAGGAUACUAUAAUAUUGUUUGUACCAUUGGGUACAGCCCAUUUCAUGUGAAUUAAUUUCAGAUCAAGUGACUCGGCAUCUGCGUACUGAUGAAAGGAACUAAACGAGCAAGCAUCCAACGUUGGUUCUGCUUCGGAUGCCAAGAAUGUGAGUUUUAUGAUCAGAUACGUACAGUUUUGAUCGAUGCUGUAAAGGUUCAGAUAGGUAGGUAGGGUUCCAGUCCUGAUUGUAUGGUUCAUGAAGUAGCUCAGCAACAAACGUUGACAUCUCGUAUAAUUAGAAAACUUUUAAUUUGCCAAGCAUUUGUUCCUUGUCUGAGUUGUCUCUAGUGGACAAAUUCCAAAGAAAGGGUACACAGCAAAACAGAAAAUAGUCGGUAACAGGCGUACCCUGUUCCUGCUAGGGUGUUUUUUAUUUCCUUUUGUUCUAUAAUAUUCAUUUGAUUCUUGUCA
This is a messenger RNA of Prunus mume (Japanese apricot), 1286 nucleotides long. NCBI's taxonomy places the organism in Eukaryota, Viridiplantae, Streptophyta, Magnoliopsida, Rosales, Rosaceae. The record is from RefSeq and is a predicted model, not a curated record.